Procambarus clarkii (red swamp crayfish) is the source of this 5065-nucleotide messenger RNA. The record is from RefSeq and is a predicted model, not a curated record. NCBI's taxonomy places the organism in Eukaryota, Metazoa, Arthropoda, Malacostraca, Decapoda, Cambaridae.
AUGGCGUUCCACUUGACGGCAGUGUUGACGGCGGUGUUGACAGCAGUGUUGACGGUGGUGUUGACGGGGGUGCCGGGGGCUCAGGCCGGCACCAGGUGGAUACCAGCAGCACCCAGGAGAAGAAUAUCAGGUGUCGGCUGUGUACACCCCUGGGGUGUGAUGGAGCUGGGGCAGCGAGUGUACCCGCCAGGGUGUCGUCGGGUGGUGUGCAAGACCUUCGCUGGCAGACCCAUCCUUGAGGAGCAGUUCUGCGACCCGCUCCCGGAGAGGCUCCCCGCCACCUGCUCCGUCAGACACCGUCCAGAGAAACGCCAUCCUGACUGCUGUCCUCGGGUCAUAUGCGCCCCUGGGUCGCAGACCUACGGCUGGGACCCCAGUGUCUCCCUGGGUGUCCCCAAGAGGCGCUAUCAACCGACACUCAGCCACAUUCACGCCCACCUCAGCACUAAACCAUCCUUGAGACCAUCUUCCACAAACGAGUCUUACCCCAGGAUGGUCGGGUACCCGAAGACUCCCAAGCUUCCGCUCUCUGUGGCGAUGACUUCUUCUCCGUCAGUCAUCACCUCCGAGGUCAUCUACGGGAAGGGGUACUCAGACCCCUGGACUGGACAGUCGCAGUUAUCAACGGAGAGUAAUUUACAGGAGAGGCGGGAGAACCUGCCUUAUCAGGAUCUUCCAUUGUGGGAAGAACCAUCGUCAUUUGCAUUAGACCCGCUCAGCAAUAACAUAAGAGUCUCUGAUACUGAGGAUAACAUCAGAGUCUCAGAUGUUGAGGAUAACAUCAGAGUCUCAGAUGUUGAGGAUAACAUCAGAGUCUCAGAUGUUGAGGAUCAUAUCAGAGGCUCGGAUGUUGAGGAUAACAUCAGAGUCUCAGAUGUUGAGGAUAACAUCAGAGCCUGGGACGUUGAGGAUAAUAUCAGCGGCUCAGAUGUUGAGGAUAACAUCAGAGCCUGGAAUGUUGAGGAUCAUAUCAGAGGCUCGGAUGUUGAGGAUAAUGUUUCUGCGUACAUUCAGAGCGAUAAAGAUGCUCUACUGGACGAGGCUGAACAGAGGGAAUUCGCCAAUCUUUACUUUGCUACACCAGGCCCUCGAGACGCCCAGUUGGAACCCACCACGACGCCACAAACACUCGUCUCAUAUUGGCACUUCAGCGAAGCCAAUGAUGUCCGAACAUCACCUCAUCCUAUCCGGGAUUACUCCAGUUUUUUACCAAUAACCAAACUAUUUUCUACAACUCGCCUUCCAAUGAGGAAACUGACAACCAAACUUACGACAGAGUCGUCUAUUGCCAAACUCAGUAAUAGUUACACAGAGUGGAAACCAAUAACUAAAAUAGUCACUGCAUACCCGUUUUCUGUGAAGGAACCAACGGCUUCCACCACGCCAAGAUGGGGUUGGUCGCCAAACACAGCAGAGAGCAGUGUUGAGGCCUCCUCUACAGUGGCAUCCCGGUAUUAUCCCACUAAGAGACCUAAUCAUCAGACACCAUUCUACUCGAGCACCAGGGUCGAGCUGAGGAAGCCAUAUGCCCCCACAAAACCAAGUCAAAUUAGAACUUCUUCCUCUGACUUUGAUGUCUACAAGAGAGUGAGCAGACGCCCAGCACAUCGUUCCCAUGUCGUUAAGAGGCCGGGAGCCAACAAGGUUCCCACGCCAAGACCCAGCGGGGAGUUCACCAGAACCACGCCCGCUUCGUAUGAGUUUGCGACGCCCAAAUUAAAUCCCAGCAAACACGACAUCCACGAAUUCAUCCUGACGCCAUUGGAUCCAUCUCAGCUCAUCCCUGGUCAUGACGAAUAUCUUCAAGCUAAAUACGACGCCAUGAGGGAGUACCUUGCCUCAUCAGAAGAAAAGGUACACUCCAAAAUAAGCAGACGAUCUCUUCCAUAUACUGAAGCCACAACAGCAUAUGAGCACUCCAGCACAGUGUCGUCAGCGUCUCCAGACGCUCCAUUCUCACCAACACCUAAAGCACCAUCAACGGAGAUCGUAAGGGAGAAGAAACGUAAACCUGUGUUUUAUAUUCCUUGGAGAGAAAACUUAACCUCGCGGCCCACGACGCCUCCAGCUUAUUCUCACGAUUAUGAAGAUGACGACCCAACAACAUCUGCUAGGUCCUUCCCUCAAGCGGAACUUGUGAUGUUAGGUUUCAACCAAGCCACCACCUUGGCAACGGCUAUACCAUCUAACGAUUAUACAACCUCCCACAUAUUUACUGGUGCUGGGAUUGAGGUCCCACAUGUCGAAACAGUUUACAAAACAUAUUCACAAACUAAUAAUGAAGAUUUGUACUCCGCUCAGAAGUCGAAGGAAACAAUGGUAGAAGUAGCUGUCAUUGGAUUAAAUCACCAAAAUAAUGAUGAGCUGAUGGGUUUGGAAGACAUAGAUGACGUACCUGGAGAACUGACAACGACGAGAGCAGCUACGACACUAGCAACUGUCAGGCCUACCACCACCCUUCCCGAAAACCUGCAACACACUUUUGCUUCACCUGCAAAACACAUUAACGCCACAGAUGUGUUUCUUUCUGAAAAUAGAGAGUUGAGCCAUUACUCCCGGGAGAGUAAUAACGACGGUGCAACGGCAUCAGGUGAUGACUACCAGAAGCCACAAAGAAUUGCCUGGUCACCUCCACCAUUUAGACCAAGUCGCAAUCAAAGCCCAAGCGUUGAAAUUACUAAGACACAGAUACACGUGUCUGCUGAUGAAAGCUUCUCUGAUAAAGAUUAUAUGGGAAUUCUCGAGUAUGAACCAAGAAAACAAUAUAACGGCUCUCAGGGCUCGAGCAUUGGGAAACUUGUUGGAUUCGAGAAGGGACCGGAUGAAGGGAGUGAGCUUUGGAGGAGCAGGGUGAUCCAGGCACCGACUCGGAGACCACAGCUGGAGGCGGAGAGAGGCGGCGAGGUCUCCGCAAGCAAUAAACGAAAAAUUAUGGAAACUAAAUAUGGCGGAACAAUGAGACAAGAGGAGUCAAAGAUCAUAGAGAAGGAAAAUAUGAGUACAUACCGUCCAGGGCAAUUGACACUUGGGACAUCUAGUUAUCCCUAUGUUACUGAGUCUCCCACCAGCACCACGCCUCCCAGCACGGCAGGAGAACUAAAAGACGCCAUUGUCCAGUCCGGGAUUUAUGAAAAUAAACUAAACAUUCAACAGGAAAUGGCAACCAUGAAAGUAGACACCAAGACUGUAACACAUUCAACUAGAUCGACGAAUGCUGAAAUGCUGCCAUUUAAUAAAUGGGAUGACACACACACGAGUGAGUCCCAGCAUCAGGAGUGGCUAAGAGGCUCAAAUUUGAGUUCUGUUUUCCCACUGGAUGAUGAAGAGAAGGAAAGUGAAGAAGGUUUCUCUCAUGCAAUUAGACUUCAUUCCAUGUUAAAAUUGUCGAAGCCUCCGGAACGCAGCAAAAUGGAUGGAGAGGAAGGUGCUACUCCUUCCACUGGUGGUUUGCUCUCCUCACCUCCUUCAGACUCCAGGCUCUAUCCAAAACUCGUAAAGGAACUAGAGAAGUUGCAUCCCUCGACGCCGACGACAAAGAACCUACGGAGAAGAAGACCUCUCAUUGCUUCUCGCACCUCUCUGCCAAACCUAAAUCCCCAAUCCAAAACCAGUUCACUGCAACACGAAGCAAAUAUUGUACCCAUAAACAAGUCACAAAUGCAAUUGCCCACUCAACACAACCUUCAAAUACACACAUUCACACCUACAAGAAGACUUUCAAUUUCUCGACUUGGACAACAGAACAUGACCUCAUCUCUUUCCACAGAAGUAGUUGAUUCUUGGAAGGAGAAUGCGAGACCAAAGACUAGAGAUCGCCUUCCACCGGGAACUUUCACCAGGAAGCGAACUACACCUCGUCAGAGCGACUUGAGACUGAGACGACCAACAGCCAAGACCCGUCGAGUUUCCAAGGUUAGGAUGCUUGAGCAUCCUUCAGUAGAAAUAGAGACUCAGGCGACCAUAGAAUCAACAGCAAGUACAAAGCCUACAGCAAGUACAGUAAUUCAGUCCACCAGAGAGCCCCGGACCACUACAGAGCACAAGGCAAGCAUAGAGUCCCAGGCAACCAUAGAGUCCCAGGCAACCAUAGAGUUACAGACCACCACUGAGUACUGGACCACCACAGAGCCCCGGAUCACCACAGAGUCGCGGACCAUAACAGAGUACGAGACCUCAACAGAGCCCUGGACCACUACAGAGCCCCGAACAGCCAUACAAUAUCAGGUCACCAGAGAACUCUGGACCACCACAGAGUCCCAAGCCACCAUAAAGCCCUUGGCCACAAUAAUACCUUACGUGACCACAGAUUCCCUGAACCCUACAGAGCAAGAGAAAGCAGGUGAGGGAUCAGAGGCAGGUGAACGAACGCUCUCCAAUCCCACAAGGCCGCGUCGGAUCACAAGCUUCACAUACAAAUCCAUGAGCCACAAACGGCCCGGCAUAGAAGGACCAAAUCUCAAAGGUGCACAAAUGCUGAGACCUUUUUCACCUCUCCCUGUAAUUUCCCCAGCCCCUAAGGCAUCGGUCUCCACCACUGAGCUUCCUGUCAUCUUCUGGGAGCGUGUAAAUGGGACAGGAGCUCCUCGGAAGCACAUGUCAGGGGACUCGCCCCAUGGCGCGCUCUCGGGGGCGUGGGAACCAGCACGAGAGGAGUGAUCUUGGUACCUCUAUGCUGGUCUCUCUCUCACAGUAAAUCAAAGUUUUAUUUAUAUAACACUAGGUGGGAUAUACCAGUGAUACCCUGGUUGACAGGGGCUUUCCAGAUCUGUCCCUCUGUCUAUGUCUGUUUUUCUGUCUAUCUUCAUGUUUCUGUCAAUCAGUCAGUCUCUUCCGCUAUCUCUCUAUUAAUCUUUUUAUAUCUAUCCCUCUCAUCAAAAUUGGUCUGUAAUCCAGUACCCAUUAUACAUAAAAUAAAUACAAUUCAAAUUUAUAUGUAACUGUUGCAACAACAAUCUUGGCACCGUUAAGUGGUACUCAUUUCAUUUCUGCCAAGCCCAACCCGACCAUGUUGGGUACGUACCCCACAGGAAUCAGGGCGCAAAGGUAGAUGAAGCUAGCACCAAGC